AUGGUACAUAGAAUCACAGAAUGGGCCCCCCCCCUCUCCGCCAGCCGCAAGCGGCAGUUCUGCCAUCUGGUCGAGAGCACGGCGCGGGAGUGCGGGGAGUACGCCCACACCCGCUACUGGCAGGGCGGCCUGCUCACCAACGCCCACAUCCAGCUCGGGGCCGGCGUCCGCCUGCCCGACCUCCUCGUCUUCCUCAGCAGCCUCAACAACGUCUUCGAGCCCCACGUGGCCAUCCGGGACGCUGCCAAGAUGAACAUCCCCACGGUGGGGGUGGUGGACACGAACUGCAACCCCUGCUUGAUCACCUACCCCAUCCCCGGCAACGAUGACAGCCCCACCGCCAUGGAGCUCUACUGCAAGCUCUUCAGGAUGACCAUCAUCCGCGCCAAGGACAUGAGGAGGCAGACUGAGGUCUUCCAGGAGCUGCGGAGCAAAGCGGCGGGGCAGUUAGAGCCCUAG
Opisthocomus hoazin is the source of this 459-nucleotide messenger RNA. The record is from RefSeq and is a predicted model, not a curated record. NCBI's taxonomy places the organism in Eukaryota, Metazoa, Chordata, Aves, Opisthocomiformes, Opisthocomidae.